AUGACGUAUUCAAAUGAGUACAUGAAGAACUAUAAGAAGAUUGCUCCAUUCAACGUGUAUCUUGUGGAUGACGGCGUUGUACAAGCAAAUGGAACAGGCGAUAUUGUCAUGUCAAUGAAGACGCCGCGUGGGAUGAAGAAAGGAGUGCUUACCUCUGUCUGGCACAUUCCUAAGCUAUCACGCAACUUAUUUUCCGCUAGACGUUCUACUAAGGACGUUGGUCCAGUAACCUUUGAGCGCGACGGUUGUUUCGCUGAGGUCAAAGGUCUUCGAUGGAAGCUUGGUGAACGUGAAGGCAAGGGAUUAUUUCGUCUUUGCAUGAAGCCUAUUAUACCUGACGAGGCCAACGUGACAAGAUCGUUGGGAUGCCAUGAGGACACCACUUCGCCGGACCUCGCCGCUGCUGUGGGAGUUCUUAGCCAAUUUGCGACAGAUCCGUGCCCUACACAUUGGCAAGCACUCAAGCGUGUGUUACGUUACAUUCAAGGCACCAAGACUUUCGGUAUCAAAUUUCAGGCAACAAGUGAAGAAGGACUUCAAGGCUAUUCGGAUGCGGAUUGGGCUGGUGAUAUCGAGACUCGACGCAGUACAAGUGGCUACGCGUUUAUGAUGAACGGUGGAUGCAUAAGCUGGAAAAGCAAGAAACAACGCACGGUAGCACUGUCAUCAACAGAAGCGGAGUACAUGGCGUUAACAGAGGCAACACAAGAAGCGAUUUGGCUCAAGACGUUCCUAUGCGAGCUUGGCGAAAUGAGAGACGAGGAUCCGGUCAAGAUUUUUGAAGACAACCAAGGCUCACUUGCACUGGCCAAGAAUCCCAAGUUUCAUAAACGAACCAAGCACAUCGACAUACGUUACCACUUUGUACGUGAGAAGGUCGAAGGAGGUCAAGUGAUAUUGCAGUACUGCUCUAUCAAAGACAUGAAGGCCGACAUGAUAACUAAGCCGAUCACUGCGGCUCAGUUUGACUUUCUUCCUUGUGAACGGCUUCCGUUUUAUACGGAAACGUGCGUUGAUCGAGUCGAAAAUCUGUGGUACCAGCUAUUACAUCUUGUCCAGUGCUUAGAUGCUGAGCCAGCGCCACUUAGUGUGGUUCAACUCUUUUAUCUACAGCGUUAUAUUCGUGCCAUCUGUCGUCGAUGUCCUCGAAUAGCCCUUCAGACCAUUUGGCACGUCCAGGCAUCUGUAGGUGAUGGAAAUGACCACAAUUUACACCCACAUACGCUUCUUGCGCUGUUGGGGUUUAUUUAUCCAAAUACGACUCUUCCAGAAAGCUCAAGGGUGUUUAGCAUCUGGAAAGAUUUGGUGUUUGCAGAUUGUCCAGAACAUCAACUUGCUCAGAUUUUGGCUGAUUUGCGCGAGAUCAACUCUCAGAUGGAAAGAAUGAUUUUGCUAGAACCUGAUUCGAUGAUUGAGCGGUGGCUCAAUGCCAGAAGUGUGCCCGAAUUUAAAGAUUGUGCGGCAGAAUUAAUGGCAUCCGGAAUUGAAUUGUGCGAAUUUCAGUCCAAUAUUUUAUACGAUUCACUAGACAUUGAAACGGAUAUUCUUGGGGACGAGUCUUCCGGGUCAGCAAUCGAGUCGCUCGUGCUGGAACAAGUGAGUUUUGUGCAGUCAUUAGCAGCUAUAAGUGAACGUUUACGGCAUGUUCAACCCAUCACCGACCGCAGCAAGUAUCUAGCUGGAGAGCUGGAAACGCUUAACAAUACGUUGCAAUCGUCCGCCCUGUAUCCGCUAAGUGCAGCAUCUGAUGAACUGUAUCAAGUGGUGCGCAUUCCUCCAACCGAAGGUAAAGUCUUUUCAACCAAAAUGCGAGCUCCGACUUUAAUUUUUGUCGAGACUGUACCAGUCCGACGUAGUGGAUCACUUGGUACCCAUGACCCUAAAGCAGAUCAUUUGCGUCCGUUUGUGUUUAGUUCUCAGCCUCGUAACUCAACGUUCUUUGAGUCAGCAAGAUCAGACGACAUAGAGACGUCGGCUGUGUGCUCAGGUGGAGACGGCAUGUUGUCACCAUAUAUGAAGUCGACACUAAUUCCCCCUACGCCUGGUAGCAGUGCAGACGGACCAACCACCUGUUCAGAUAAUUCCUACUCAGCAAGAGACAAAUGCUCCGCUUGCGAUCUGGACGAAGAUGUUCGUCAACAAGACUCCUUGUUGUCCAGAAAUGCUAGACGUCACACGGGUGUGAUGCCCCAAUCAAGUCGUGGUAUCAAGAUGGGUACCGGAGCUCGCACGAGACGUCUGGGGGGUGAAAACUUUGUGUACAAUAGCAAAGUAUUUGGAGAGAGUUGGGAGGACCGCAAAGCUCGAAUUCAGCACGAGUCCCCUAUGGGUAAAUUGCCUGGUUGGAAUCUCUUUUCUGUCAUUGUAAAGACGAAUGACGAUUUACGCCAAGAAGUGUUCACUAUGCAGCUAAUUCACAAGCUGCAGUCUAUUUUCGAGUUUGAAGCGCCUCAUUUGUGGUUACGCACGUAUCGGAUAGUAGCUACAGGUGCUAAUAUCGGAUUAUUGGAGACAAUCACUGAUGCCUGCUCUCUGGAUCACCUCAAAAAGACUUUUCCUGGUGGUAACUUAUUGCAAUACUUUCGUAGUGUAUACGGAGAUCCUUCAAGUGCUGAUUUCCUUGCUGCUCAACGUCGUUUUAUCGAAAGUAUGGCCGCUUACUCACUCGUCAGCUACGUUUUGCUACUUAAGGACCGGCAUAAUGGCAAUAUAUUGCUAAGCUCUGAAGGUCGUAUCAUUCACAUUGAUUUCGGCUUUAUUCUUGGCAUUGCACCGGGUGGUAUCUUUAGUUUAGAAGAUGCGCCAUUCAAACUGACAAAAGAGAUGGUGGAUGUAAUGGGAGGUCUGUCUUCUCCUGGGUACUUAUAUUUCCGUCGCUGUCUAUAUGAGGGCAUUUUAGUACUUCAAAAGUACGAAGCGGAGAUCGUUGCGUUAUUGCAAACUACUGGCCAACACUCGCCAUUCCCGUGCUUUCACGGCACUAAACUGACGCGUGUUAUCUCCAGUUUACGCUCGCGGCUAUGCGUAGGCCUGUCGCGACGAGGGACGCAGAUUUGUGUCGACUAUUUGUUGCGCAAAAGCUACAAUUCGUGGGGAACACGGAAAUACGACUCGUUUCAAUUUCGUAGCAACAACAUUUACAUGUAG
Messenger RNA from Plasmopara halstedii, 3147 nucleotides. RefSeq names its product Phosphatidylinositol kinase (PIK-G3). The coding region runs from base 1 to 3147 and encodes 1048 amino acids. Gene Ontology annotation, biological process: phosphatidylinositol phosphate biosynthetic process; phosphatidylinositol-mediated signaling. Gene Ontology annotation, molecular function: 1-phosphatidylinositol 4-kinase activity. The transcript has 3 exons. NCBI's taxonomy places the organism in Eukaryota, Oomycota, Peronosporomycetes, Peronosporales, Peronosporaceae. Gene Ontology annotation, cellular component: cytoplasm; membrane. The record is from RefSeq and is a predicted model, not a curated record.